Knipowitschia caucasica is the source of this 1242-nucleotide messenger RNA. The record is from the annotation of a GenBank genome assembly. NCBI's taxonomy places the organism in Eukaryota, Metazoa, Chordata, Actinopteri, Gobiiformes, Gobiidae.
AUGGGGAACAGAGCCUCAAAAUCUGGCAACAUGGACGAACCGGUGCAAACUACUUUAUUUGAAAGGGAGCCCAGUGGAAUCACGUAUAGGAUCCCUGCGCUCAUCUACCUGCGGCAUGUCCAGACUUUCCUCGCCUUCGCUGAGAAGAGGUCAUCGCCCUCUGACCACGACGCAAAAAUCCUGGUCAUGAGGAGAGGAACCAUGAAAGAAGACGGAUCUGUGGAGUGGUCAUCAAGACAGGAGCUCCAGGCAGCCACUUUACCAAACUACCGCACCAUGAAUCCCUGCCCUGUGUAUGAGAAAAACAGUAAAACGGUCUUCCUGUUUUUUGUUUGCAUCCUGGAAAAUGUUACAGAGAGGUGGCAAAUCUGCACAGGUAGAAACAAAACCCGACUGUGUUAUGUGUCCAGCAAUGACAAUGGACAAACAUGGAGCGAAGUUAGAGACUUGACCGAGAGGGUGAUUGGGGAGACCAUCAACAAAUGGGCCACCUUUGCAGUUGGUCCAGGCCAUGGCGUUCAGCUAGAAAAUGGAAGACUGAUCAUCCCAGCGUAUGCCUAUUACAUUCCAUACAAGUUAUUCUCAUAUCCAAUUCCUGGCACAGUCCACCCACGAGCUCUGUCCAUCUACAGUGACGACUUUGGCCAGACGUGGCGACUGGGUAAGAUGUUGAGAAAACCGUCUUGUGAAUGUGAGAUGGCUGAAAUAAUAGAUCAUGAAGGUCGGAGCCAUCUCUACUGCAAUGCCCGUUGCACGCGCAAACGAGGAGGCCAUAGAUGUGAGGCGCUCAGUGAAAACAGUGGCAUGUUUUUUGACCAACCGCAAAUCUCCAGAGAGCUGGUGGAGCCUCCUUCAGGGUGUCAGGGCAGUGUCAUUGGUUUCCCCGCUCCUGAGUUUGUUCCGAAUGACGAUGCCGAAAGCAAAGCCUGUGGGACGUCUCUUCUUUCUCCUGAUACUCAAACAUGGCUGCUCUUCAUGCACCCCUCUCAUAAGUCCUACAGGAGAGACAUGGGGGUGUACUUAAACCGCUCCCCUCUGCACUCGUCUGGAUGGGAUAAGCCUAAGAUCAUUCACAGUGGACCAAGCGGCUACUCGGAUCUGGCCUACAAUGGGGAUAAAGAUACAUUUUCAGGCCUGAUGGAGUGUGGGAAAGAAACUGAACUUGAGCAAAUCACAUUUGUCACUUUCACUCUCAAUGAUGUCAUGCAAAUAGGCAGCAGGAAGGACAAAAAGAUAGAUUGA